AUGGACGGUGCAGCGAAUACGAUCGAAAAUGGCCCAGUGAAAGAAGAAAAAGCAGUAGCUCACGAACCACACGUCACAAGAACGUCUCCGUGGUCCUCAGACGGCGGCCUGGCCGUGGUGCGCGUGAAACCCCUUGCCGCGGAGGAGGGAGGCGCGGCGUCUUUGGCCGCGGCGCAGCAGCAGGGCAAAGGAAACCACAAAGAGCUGCGCACUGCUGGCACCUCUCCUGCAGCGCGGCCUGUUGGCGCCGGCACUGCGACCGGAGUUGUGAGUGAAGAGCAUGAAGAUCGUGGCAGCGAUGUCAAGGCUGAUGACGUCGCGGCCCCUGCUAGUUUUCUUGUCGAUGCGGAAGAACUACAGAGGCAACAAGAUGUUUCCUCGUCUCUCACCGUCCACGGUCGCACAUUUGACUAUCCGCAGUUUGUCUUCCAGGGCACCAGUGCGACGCAGCAAGUUGUGUACGAGCAGUUCAUGCCGCGGCGAAUCGAGGAUUUCUUCUACCGAGGAAAAAACUGCAACAUUAUCGCGUACGGGCAGACCGGCAGCGGCAAAACGCACACCAUGUUCGGCCCGCCCGGGAUGAUGGGCAAAGCGGGAAAAGCAGAUUUCGACCUAACCGGGUUUCUCACACCACCAGCAAGUUCGCCCGCUAGGGAGACAACAAAAAACAACAAAACUACACCAGCAUUGCACAACAAUCUCGGGCCCGAGCAGCAGAAUUUGUGGCUGUGCCCGCGCGGGAUUCUGGAAAUUUUCCGCCUCGUGCAGCAGGAAAAGCGAGGUCGGAAACUGGUUCUCACCGGAUCCGCUGUGGAGCUGACGGCAAUGGACGGCAAUUUGGAUUUGCUACUGAAACAAAAGCGCAAAGCCGCGGACGGAGCCAUGUUCGGACGGUUUACCGGGGCGAGCGGCGUCUCGCUGGACCGGACCUGCAGGCCGAGCCGACUGUGCGGCAUGACGCAGAUUUUUCUGGAUACGCUCGACGACAUAAAAGUGCUGUUCAGCGCGAUCAGUACGCGCAACACUUCCGCGACGGGGUUGAACAGCACGUCCUCACGGAGUCACUGUUUCGUCUUUUUGUGGUUGUACGAACUGGUUGAUGAAAUAAAUCAAAAUGGAAGUUGUAGAACUGCGCAGACAAGCUCGGUAUCAACAUCGUCGUCCACAGGUAGUACAACGACAAAACCUUUUCUAGCCUCCUCCCGCUUCCAGUUUGUCGACCUGGCCGGCUCGGAGCGACUGGAAGAAGCCCACGACGGCAAUGCGAACUGGCGGACCGGGGUGGCGGGCGUGAUCGAGGGCUGGUUAACAAAUUACAGUCUGAUGAUGCUGUCCUCCUGCGUGCGGGAGUUGGCGCAGACGAAGCCGGAAAAGCGGAAAAAUUUUUCGCUAAGGCUGUUCAUGGUGGACGUGGUGUUUCUCUUGGAGGAAUCCUCGCUCAAUUCCGACCCCAACUCGGAAUCGAAAACGCUGAUGAUUGUCUGCAUGUCCGCGGCGGAGAAAAAUUCGCAGCAGUCCCGGUUCGCGCUGGAGUUUGGCGAGACCUUCGCGAGUCUCAGCUUGAGGAAAAACCGAGUGGGGGACCACGGGGCAUCGUCGUCACGUCUGGAAGAAGACGGAACUUUAUUUGUAAACGAGGCAAUCCAAAAAGCGGAGGUUCUCGAGGUGGUGCGGAAAAAGCACUUGAAGAUUUUUGAAGAAAACAAAGCGAACCUCCCGGUGCUGGAAGACGGGAUUUUCGCUGGGAAAAAGCACAAUCGAUACGUCAUGGUGCGUGCGGCGCUGGCAAAGGACGCGAAAUUUAUGCUAGAAGUGAUCGACAGGAUCACCACGGGCGGUGGUGGUGGUGAGGCGGCUGGUGCUGCGAGCAGCAGCGGCGCAGGAAAUACAAGCGGUAGUUUGAAUGGAAUCACGGUGAAGAAUGCAGGUUCUGCAGCAAGUAAUGAAUGCGUUGCAGAGCAAGCGUUGUCGUCCAAACACAUCAUGGAAAGCGAAGCUGAAAUGUCCAAAAACGUAGAAAACUCGUCAUCAAUUAUAGCUGUGCCGUCUUAUGCGCAAGCAGAAGCAAGAGAU
This is a messenger RNA of Amoebophrya sp. A120, 2073 nucleotides long. Lineage: Eukaryota; Dinophyceae; Syndiniales; Amoebophryaceae. The record is from the annotation of a GenBank genome assembly.